This is a messenger RNA of Pieris napi, 1146 nucleotides long. It is a transcript of the gene Eaf6, whose product is annotated as chromatin modification-related protein MEAF6. Gene Ontology annotation, cellular component: NuA4 histone acetyltransferase complex. Bases 158 to 961 code for a protein of 267 amino acids. The transcript has 4 exons. The record is from RefSeq and is a predicted model, not a curated record. NCBI's taxonomy places the organism in Eukaryota, Metazoa, Arthropoda, Insecta, Lepidoptera, Pieridae.
UACUAAUUUUGUAUGAGGUGUCAGGUGAUUUGCUUUAGCUUUUACCGUGGCAGUGCGACUAUGUUGAUCAGUGUUUUAUUUAUUUAUAUGAUUUAUUUCUAAAGGGCAAAUAAGUGGUUAUGGAAAAUUUCUGAAUUGAACAAAAAAAAACGUCAAGAUGGUUGUUUCUCCGCAAAGCCCUGCUAGCGAAACGCAAAGUGUAAAAUCUAAAAACAACAUGGCUUCCAAGCCAACACAAUCCGUUGCGGAUACUCGAGCAGAAUUAGCGGAAUUAGUGAAAAGAAAAGCCGAAGUAGCUGAAACACUUGCUAAUUUAGAACGACAAAUAUAUGCUUUUGAAGGAUCCUACUUAGAAGACACUCAGUUAUAUGGAAAUAUUAUACGAGGUUGGGACAGAUACUUGACAACUAAUAAAAGUACCAACUCUAAAGCUGACAAAAGAAAUAGAAAAUUUAAAGAAGCUGAAAGAUUGUUUUCAAAAUCAUCUAUUACUUCUAUGGCCGCUGUUAGCGGUUUAGUUGAUGCUGCUGAAACCAAGAAUGAAAGGAAUAGUGAAACUGAAUCACAAACUAAUGAAGAUUCUUCAGACACCCAAAUAAGUACUGGCUUGAGUGCAUUAAAUCAUACAACAAUUCAUGGUUCCACUGAAAGCUUAGCCUCUAAACCCUCAGGCAAGCAACAAUUAAAUGGAAGCUUAGAAAAAGUUGCAUCUAUUAUAAAACAAAGUACACCUAAAAUUGUUACAAGUGGAUUAUUACAAAAAUCAUUUACAUGUGAUUCAAAGCUAUUGUCUGGAAUUGGUCUUGAUAGUAGGCCAGGCACUCCUAAAGAAAAGGAUAUUGCUCUUGGCCUAUUGAGUAAAGGUGACUUUACACCAAAUGCUCUUAAACAUAAACUAUCUAAUAGUAGUAGUAAUAGCAAUGUUAAGAAGAAUAACAAUAAAAAGGCUAGAUAUAGAUAAAAUAAUAUAUUUAUGACUUUUAUGAAGGAAUAACAUUUAGUUUAUAUGUCAGUUAUUGCUGUUCUAGAAGUACAUUGUCUUUGGCAUCUUGUAAAGUGUUCUUUAACUGAUUCUACUAUCAAUUGAUCUCAAUAUUGUCUGCUUAAAUCUUGAUUCUGGAAAUAAUAGUAAUUGUAAUAACUGUG